Molecule: messenger RNA, 1289 nt
Organism: Amblyraja radiata (thorny skate)
Lineage: Eukaryota; Metazoa; Chordata; Chondrichthyes; Rajiformes; Rajidae
Product: zinc finger protein 239-like
Exons: 2
Source: RefSeq, a predicted model, not a curated record
CGUUGCUGUGGACUGAGACGGGGACGUGAGCGCCAAUUCAGGGCAGCCAGGGUGUCUGUGAGCCCCCCACAUCUGCUCGGUGUGCGUGCUGACCUUCGAGGGGCUGCGCUUUAAUGGAGGACCACAUGACGGGGCACAACAAGGGGAAGCGUUAUGAGUGUGACGUGUGUGGCAAGGCCUGGCAGAAGCCGUCCCUGCUGGAGAUCCACCGGCGGGUGCACACGGGUGAACGACCCUUCGACUGCUCGGAAUGCGGCAAGAGCUUCACCAGCUCCAGUACCCUGCAGGGGCACAACCGCGUGCACUCCAGCAAAUAUCCCUUCACCUGUUCUGACUGUGGCAAGAGCUUCAAGACGGCGAAUCAACUGAAGAAGCACUGGCAGGUGCACACGGGCGAGAAGCCCUAUGGCUGCUCCACCUGCAGCAAGAGCUUUGCCCAGUCGUCGGCGUUGUGGAGGCACCGGCGGGUGCACAGCAGUGAGCAGCCCUUCACCUGCUCCAACUGCGGCAAAGGCUUCAAGUCGUCCAAACAACUGAAGGUGCACAUGUGCCUGCACACUGGGGAGCGGCCCUACACCUGUGCCCAAUGUGGCAAGGGCUUCACCCAGUCCCACAACCUGCUGUUGCACCAGCGCACCCACACCGGCGAGCGUCCCUACACCUGCAUCCAGUGCGGCAAGGGCUUCACCAGCCCCACCAGGCUGCUGUCCCACCAGCGCACCCACACCGGCGAGCGCCCCUACACCUGCGCCCAGUGCGGCAAGGGCUUCACCCAGUCCGGCAUCCUGCUAGAGCACCAGCGCACCCACACCGGUGAGCGCCCCUACACCUGCGCCCAGUGCGGCAAGGGCUUCACCCGCUCCAGCAACCUGCUGGUGCACCAGCGCACCCACACCGGCGAGCGCCCCUACACCUGCGCUCAGUGCAGCAAAGGCUUCACCAGCUCCUCCAAGCUGCUGUCCCACCAGCGGGUGCACACCGGUGGGCGUCCCUUCACCUGUGCCCAGUGCGGCAAGGGCUUCACCCAGUCCAGUCACCUGCUGGAGCACCAGCGCACCCACACCGGCGAGCGCCCCUUCACCUGCGCCCAGUGCGGCAAGGGCUUCACCAGCUCCUCCAAGCUGCUGUCCCACCAGCGGGUGCAUGCCAACGACUGUCCCUUCCCCAGCCUGGUGCGUGGUGAGAGUUUUGCCAUGGCCUCCCAUGCCUUGUCUCACCAGCACGUGCACACCAGUGGCCAGCCCUACGACUGCCCGUACUGUGGUGAGGAGUUUGACAGCUCACGGGGG